This is a messenger RNA of Penicillium antarcticum, 2826 nucleotides long. RefSeq lists its product as uncharacterized. The record is from RefSeq and is a predicted model, not a curated record. The transcript is spliced from 6 exons. Gene Ontology annotation, molecular function: mRNA binding. Lineage: Eukaryota; Fungi; Ascomycota; Eurotiomycetes; Eurotiales; Aspergillaceae. Gene Ontology annotation, cellular component: nucleolus. The coding region runs from base 1 to 2826 and encodes 941 amino acids. Gene Ontology annotation, biological process: regulation of translation.
AUGCCUCCAUUUCGCAAUUUACUCGGUCGGAAGACUCAGCCGAGCGAACCCGCUGGUUUCAACGAGAACUAUCUCUCUCCGAAUACCCCCACGCCGAUACCAACCCGCAACAGCCAGGAUGGGGAACCCACUGAGUAUCAAUUGAGUGUGGUGAAUGACAGUGGUGUAUAUCUUCCACCGUCUCCCCCCGAGAGACCAGGUUUCUGGCGUCGAUACCCUGGCUCCACCAAAUCGUCCAACCAUCGAGACCUAGUGGACGAGAAUGAGCCAUUCUCUAUAUCUCGGGAGUCCUUCGACUCCUACCGCCGAUCAUUUGAUAUUUCCGCCCGCUCCCCCAUCAUCCACCCCGAUGCCGGCCCCACUCGGACAUCACUUGAUUCUCGCUUCUCUCGGUUAAACUCGUCAUCGGGUGCGCAAUCCAACUGUUUCAGCAAGUCCGACACCAUGGAAGAAGAAGCCUUCGAGGAUGUGGGCUUGAAUGACGAGACAAAGCCCAAGAAGAAGGGAUUCCUCGCUCGGUUUGGUGACUCAGGCGAUGCUCAACAAUCCACGGGCAACAAGUCCGGCACAUCGACCUUCGGGUUUCACAUUCCAGGCAGGAAGCGCGGCCAGAGUGGUGGCGGGUCUGAGCUAGGCUCUAUGAAGUCUCCUGCCGCUAUUACUCACGAGCAGUCUCCGCUCGAACGACCCCAUUACUUUUUAUUUCAGUUAUUAAGCCUACUGAAAUUUUCUUUUAUAAUGGCUGGAGUGAAGCGUGCCGUCGACGGCAGUGAGGAGCGCAAUGGCAAGCGGAGCAAGACCAAGGAAGUCUCCGCCUCCAAGUCCAAGUCUGCGCCCGUGAAGAAGUCCAGCUCUGGAUCCAAGAAGGACUCGAAGAAGGAAUCUAAGUCCAGCAAGAGCGACAAGAAGAAGCCCUCUAAGAAGGUCCAGAGGGAGGAUUCCGAGUCUGAGGACGACUUUGACAUCGACGACGUUUCCGACGAAGACCUCGAUGCCCUUGAUGCUAUCUCCGAGGAGGAUGUUGAGAUGGAUGAUAUGAGCGAUGAGGAGGAAGAGAAGCCUUCCAAGUCCGAGGAGAGAGAGCAGAAGGAUGCACCACAGAAGAACCCCAACAGCAAUGCCUCUCGCGAAUCUCACGCCAAGCAAAAAGCGCUUCAGCAAGAGCGCAAGGCCGCCAAGCCCAACGCCGAUACCAUCGCCCGCUCCAUGAAGCUGUGGGAGCAGCUGCGCCGCAAAUCCCACGUGCCGCUUGAGCAGAGAAAGAAGCUUAUCAAGGAGCUUUUCGAGAUCAUCACCAACCGCGUCCGCGACUUCGUGUUCAAGCACGACUCCGUUCGUGUCAUUCAGACCGCUCUCAAGUACGGAAACCUCGAGCAGCGCAAGCAGAUUGCGCAUGAGUUGAAGGGCAGCUACAAGGAACUGGCUCAGAGCCGAUACGCCAAGUUCUUAGUCGGAAAAUUGAUCGUUCACGGCGACAACGAGACCCGCGAUUUGAUCAUCCCAGAGUUCUACGGCCACGUCAAGCGUCUCAUCCGUCACCCCGAGGGUUCAUGGAUUCUCGACGACAUCUACCGCACAGUUGCUACUAAGGCUCAGAAGGACAGACUUCUUCGUGAGUGGUACGGACCCGAGUUUGUGAUCUUCCAGGAUGAAAACGACACCACUUCCGAUCUGCCCAAGAUCCUCGAAGCCCACCCCGAGAAGCGCGGACCCAUCAUGAACUACCUGCGCGAGCUCAUCAACCACCUGGUGCAGAAGAAGAGCACCGGUUUCACCAUGCUCCACGACGCCAUGUUGCAAUACUUCCUCAGCACAAAGCCCGGCAGCAACGAAGCCAACGAAUUCAUCGAACUCCUCAAGAGCGACGAAGAGGGUGAUCUGGUCAAGAACUUGGCUUUCACCACCUCCGGCUCGCGCGUCAUGGCCCUGACCUUCGCAUACGCCAACGCCAAGGACCGCAAGCUCCUUCUCCGAUUCUACCGUGACACCGUCAAGGUCAUGGCCGGCGAUUUGAACGGCCACCAGGUCAUCCUCGCCGCGUACGAGGUCAUCGACGACACAAAGCUCAGCGCCAAAUCAUUCUUCCCCGAGCUCCUUAACCAGAACGAGGGAGCCGAGGCCCGCAACGAGGAACUCUGCUUCCAGGUCAACGACCUGACGGCCCGUAUCCCCGUCCUCUACCCCUUCGCCGGUGACCGCGUCAAGUGGCUGCUACCAGAAGUCACCCAGAAAGUCCUCGAAGAGGUCCGUGAAGUCCGCAAGGAAACCUCCAAGAAAGACCCCGCCGUCCGCCGCGAGGAACUCAUCAAGGCCGCCUCUCCCACCGUGCUCGAAUUCAUCGCUGCCCGCGCCGAGACCCUCCUAGAGACAACCUUCGGUUGCCAAUUCCUCUCAGAAGUCCUCUUCGAAGCCGACGGUGACAAGACCGCCGCUCUCGAGGCCGUCGCCGCCGCCGCCAAGUCUCAAACCGAAGCCCGGGACACAGCCCACGCCGGCCGUCUCCUCAAGUCGCUUGUUCAAGGUGGCCGCUUCAACCCAGCUACCAAGUCCGUGGAGAAGGUCGAGCCCGCACUCAACUUCCAUGGUCUGUUGUACGCUCAGAUCAAGGACGAAGUAAUGGAUUGGGCGACAGGUGCCAACCCCUUCGUCAUUGUUGCUCUGGCUGAAUCGGACGACUUCGAGAAGAAGGCUGAGCUCCUGAAGACUUUGAAGAAGAACAAGAAGGCGCUGGAGCAGGCCUCGGCGUCUGGUAAGGAGGAUAAGGAUGGGAAGAAGAAGCCCAGCCCUACUAGCAGUGGUGCUAAGCUGCUUCUUGAGAAGAUUUGA